Molecule: messenger RNA, 836 nt
Organism: Quercus lobata
Lineage: Eukaryota; Viridiplantae; Streptophyta; Magnoliopsida; Fagales; Fagaceae
Product: probable endopeptidase p60
Exons: 3
Coding region: 74-511 (145 amino acids)
Source: RefSeq, a predicted model, not a curated record
CCAAACUUCAAACGUUAACCACAAGCUCUGUCCGAAACCCUUAAAAGCUAAAACCCUCGGCGCGAAACGAUCGAUGUCAAACCCACGCGCCGCCGCUGGCGACGGUGACGGAGAAUCCAAGGACAACACGAUCACCAAGGCUGCAGGGGUCUUGGUAUUCUCAGGCAUCGCACUGAGCAUUCUCAAAGCAAUAAUCCCUCUCAAAAAACCCAGAAUUACCGAAACUCAAUCAGCUAACGAGUCACCACUCAGUGAGUCAACUCAGCUAAUUCAAUUUCAACCACCACGGCCUCUCCCUCCCCAUGAACCCUUUGUCAAGAAACCCAUUACCUACAUGGACCACAACUUGCCAGAAGUCCCUGAAUUGUCACACAAAACAAUAGAGAUUGCUAAAGGAGAUACUCUUUGGGGUCUCUCUAGAAAGUUUGGGGUUUCUGUCAAUGCAAUAAAAGAGGCGAAUGGGCUUAAAGGGGAUACCAUCUAUGCAGGCAAGAAACUUAUCAUUCCUUGAUGUCAUCUCGUGUUCUCUAUAUCAAGGAUGUUUGGUGUCUGCUAAGCAAGAUUUGGUGCUGCAAUUGUCUGUCUUGCUCAUUCCCUAUUUCAAAUGAUGUGGCCGACUGGUUUGAGAUUAGUGGUAGAUUAACGGCUUCCUAGUGUAAAAUAUAAGUGAAAACUAAAAAGUAAUGACCUCCCAUUUGACAUGGGAUUUUGUGUUGUACUUUAUAUCUCAGAUGAUCUUUUUUUCUAAAUUAUAAAUAAACAACAUCUACCUUGUAAUUUUGAUGCCAGAUGCUUAAAAAGAGAAAUGAAGAUGGUUCUUGCCAAGCCUUUGACUC